AUGGCUCCAGAUGGCCCCUCCAGCGCAUGGAGCCCUUCUAGCUGGAGGAGCAAACCCAUCGUGCAAUCCGUGACCUACAGCGACCAAGGCGCGUUCAAGCAAGCGACCGACAAACUCAACACGCUCCCGCCGCUGGUGACGGCGCGAGAAAUCGUCAAACUCAAGAAGGAACUGCGCGAAGUCGCUCUGGGCAAUGCCUUUCUGCUUCAAGGUGGUGACUGCGCCGAACUGUUCGACUACUGCAAUCAAGACAUGAUCGAGGCCAAAGUCAAGCUGCUGUUGCAGAUGUCACUGGUACUGAUCUACGGCGCGAAGAAGAAGGUGGUCCGCGUGGCGCGCAUGGCGGGCCAAUACGCCAAACCGCGCUCCUCGCCCAUGGAGACGAUCAACGGCGUGACCAUGGCCAGCUUCCGGGGCGACAUUUUGAACAGCUACGAGCCCGAGCCCGCGGCGCGAGAGCCCGACCCCAAGAGGCUGGUGGACGCGUAUUUCCAUUCGGCCGCGACGCAGAACUACCUCCGGGCCGCCUUGUCUUCGGGACUGGCCGACCUGCACACGCCCUUGGAUUGGAGUCUGGGCCACGUCCGCGAUCCGACGGUGCGGGAUCAGUACCAAGUGAUUGUCGAGCGCAUCACCGACACGUUGGAUAUGAUGCGCACGAUUGGCCUCGACACCGGUGGCGGCCUGGAGACGGUCGACCUGUUCACGUCGCACGAGGGACUGCUGCUCGACUACGAACAGUCGCUGACCCGACUGUUCAGACACCCUUCCAACACCCCUGCCCCGACUCUAGCAUCACACGCACACUCGCACGCACACGCACACGCACACGGCCAGACCAAGGCCCGCAAAACGUCGCUUCCUACACAGCUGCCGCCGCCUCCUCCUCCGACGCACGGCUACUACGACACGUCGGCGCACUUUAUCUGGAUCGGCGACCGCACACGACAACUGACGCACUCGCACGUCGACUUCUUCCGAGGCAUCGAGAACCCGAUCGGCGUCAAGGUCGGGCCGAGCAUGCCUGCGUCGGAUCUAGUGCCGCUGCUGAACAUUCUCAACCCGGGCCUGGAAAUCGGCAAGAUCGUGCUGAUUACGCGCUACGGCCACGACAAGAUCGGCACUCAUUUGCCCGCCCACAUCCGAGCCGUUCAGGCCUCGCCGCACCGCGACACCGUGGUCUGGCAGUGCGAUCCGAUGCACGGCAACGGCCGCAAUGCCACCGUCACACUGCCGAGUGGGGGUGGGGAGGGGGAUGGGGGUGGGAACGUGGACGGGGACGGGGACGGGGACAGCACGUCCAAGAGCCCAAAAACUACUACUACCAUCAAAACCCGUCGCUUCAGCGACAUCCUGUCGGAACUGCGCCAGGCUCUACAAAUCCAUCGCUCCAUGAACAGCUACUUGGGCGGCGUGCAUCUCGAACUCACCGGCGAGGCCGUGACCGAGUGUGUGGGCGGUGCUGAGGGGUUGACCGAGGAAGAUCUCAGCCUGAAUUACACCACGUUUUGCGACCCGCGCCUGAAUGAGAAGCAGGCCCUGGAGCUGGCUUUUUUGGUUGCCGGCUUCUACAGAGAAGACCGGCCUAAAAAGUGA
Molecule: messenger RNA, 1596 nt
Organism: Capronia epimyces CBS 606.96
Lineage: Eukaryota; Fungi; Ascomycota; Eurotiomycetes; Chaetothyriales; Herpotrichiellaceae
Product: 3-deoxy-7-phosphoheptulonate synthase
Exons: 1
Coding region: 1-1596 (531 amino acids)
Biological process (GO): aromatic amino acid biosynthetic process
Molecular function (GO): 3-deoxy-7-phosphoheptulonate synthase activity
Source: RefSeq, a predicted model, not a curated record